Messenger RNA from Sorex araneus (European shrew), 5860 nucleotides. RefSeq names its product abhydrolase domain containing 10, depalmitoylase (gene ABHD10). Gene Ontology annotation, cellular component: mitochondrion. The record is from RefSeq and is a predicted model, not a curated record. NCBI's taxonomy places the organism in Eukaryota, Metazoa, Chordata, Mammalia, Eulipotyphla, Soricidae. The transcript has 5 exons. Gene Ontology annotation, biological process: protein depalmitoylation. Bases 11 to 949 code for a protein of 312 amino acids. Gene Ontology annotation, molecular function: palmitoyl-(protein) hydrolase activity; hydrolase activity, hydrolyzing O-glycosyl compounds.
GCCUGGGAAGAUGGCGGGUGCGGCCAUGGCGGCCGUGGGAACUUGGCUACCACAUUGCCGGAGGUGGGGCAGGUCCGCCGUAUCCCGCGACUUCCACCGUGUUUUCAGCACCUUGUUUGCACGGGAACCGCACGGAGCUCCCCGGGGGCUCCCUGGUCAGUUUCCGAAAGCUUUCAGACAAAAGACAUCAUACUCUUAUCUUAGUCGACCUGGCCUUCCAAACCUGGCUUAUAAGAAGCUAAAAGGCAAAAAUCCAGGAAUUAUCUUCAUCCCUGGCUUUCUUUCUAAUAUGAAUGGUAUAAAAGCAUUGGCCAUUGAGGACUUUUGCAGAUGUCUAGGUCACGCCUAUAUAAGGUUUGAUUACUCUGGAGUUGGAAAGUCAGAUGGCAACAUAAAAGAAUGCACAGUGGGAAAAUGGAGAAAAGAUGUUCUUUCUGUCAUUGAUGAAUUAGCUGUAGGACCACAGAUAUUAGUUGGAUCUAGCCUUGGUGGCUGGCUUAUGCUACAUGCUGCCAUUGCACGGCCAGAAAAGGUGAUUGCUCUUAUUGGUAUAGCUACAGCUGCAGAUGGCCUAGUGACACAAUUUAAACAACUUCCUCUUGAGACUAAAAAGGAAAUAGAGGAGAAAGGCAUGUGGACUCUUUCAUCAAAAUACAGUGAUGAAGGAGUCUAUAAUAUUCAAUACAGUCUCAUCAAAGAAGCUGAAUACCACUGCUUACUCCAUAGCCCCAUUCCUGUGAAGUGCCCCGUCAGAUUGCUGCAUGGCAUGAAGGAUGACGUCAUCCCAUGGCAUACAUCCAUCCAGGUUGCUGACCAGAUAAUCAGCACGGAUGUAGAUGUCAUCCUCAGAAAAUACAGUGAUCACCGAAUGAAGGAAAAAGCAGACAUUCAACUUAUUGUUUAUACCAUUGAGGACUUAAUUCAUAAGCUGUCAACAGUAGUUACGUAGAAUCACAAUUGGGAUAUAAACUAAUGAGCAGAAGAUAAAAUGAAUAUCAAAUGAAAAAAGUAAUACUUAGGUUUUUCUUCCUUUUAUUCUACUUUGAGAAUAUCAUAUGGCUGUUUAUUUAUUGAUGUAUUUGCACAAGUAGUAAAGAAAGUACCUGAUGCUGUUAGAAAACCUUUCUCUUUCAAAGCUUGAUUAAUUUUUUUAAUUUGAGCAUUUCCUUUAUUUUUCCCUCCCCAGCCCCAGAUAGCUAAACAUUUUCUACUUUUAAUUAAAUAACAGAUAUUUAUGUUUUAAUGCUUAUGUUAACUGUGUCAGCUGAAGUGUUAUAUUUUAAAUUGUUAAUAAAGUUUCUUUUCAUUUUUUAUUAUAAGUAGAUAUGGAGAUACUUGCAAUUCUGAUCUUAAAAUGAAGUUUACAAAAUACAGGAAAAUAUUUAUGAAAUAAAUAUGAAAUUAUUAGCAAGGUGUUUCAAAGCAUAACAAAGCUCAAAGCUACAUUUUAUUACUUUUACAUAUUACAUGCUAUCGUUAAGUUUAAAAUUUAUCCUUUUUUGUUUGUUCGGGUAUCAGACCUGGGGCUCUACCUUUCGGGCUAUCUGUUUUGUUCCCUAAAUUUAUCCUUUUUUAAAGGCUCAAAAAUUUAGUUAUAUGAUAUUUUAUAUAACACUUCUAAAUUAUGGCUGAUGUCAUUUAAAUGGCAGAACUGUAUUUAAUGUAGCAUUUUCAUAAUCUAAAGCAAAGAUUAAUCUCUUUCACUGCCUACCUGCAAAUAGUCCUUUUUUAUUAAUCUGAACAUAAAGUACAAUAGUCACAUGAUAGCUAAAUCAGAGAACUUUCUGAUGUAGAUUAGAGAAGAAAAUAGGAAAUGCAGGUUUUGAAGGGUGUUUUUGGUUUUGUUUUCAUAUUUUGAUUUGAGGCCACACCUGGCAGUAUUCAGGGGUUACUCCUGGCAAUGCUCGAGGGACCAAGGAUCAUCAAACUUUGGUCAGCUGCAUGAAGUGCAAGCACCCUACCCACUGUACUAUCGUUCUGGCCCAAAAUGCAAAAAUGUGUUAAAUAAAAAUGAGUCUGUGUCAGUACUGAGUUAAGUUGAAAAGAUGACUUAGAUCAUUAUAAAGGGCAUAGAGAUAUAUAAGCCUAUAUAAGUAGAAAAAGAAUAUCUGUCGAAGAUUAACUAAAUCAUUAUUAAUGAGAGCCAAUAAGUAUUAAAUCUGGUUCACAAGAUAAUUCAAGAAACCUUUUAGACAGCCAAGGGGCUAAUCUGUUGUUUUGUUUUGUUUUUAAUUCCUUUGCCUGAUUUGCUUGAGCGGGCACGAGUAACAUCUUCAUUGUGAGACUUGUUACUGUUUUUGACAUAUUGAAUACUCCUGGCAAGCCACCGAGAGUAUCCCACCCGCAUGGCAGAGCCUGGCAAGCUACCCGUGGCAUAUUCGAUAUGCCAAAAACAGUAACAACAAGUCUCAAUGGAGACAUUACUGGUGCCCGCUGGAGCAAAUUGAUGAACAGUGGGACAACAGUGUUACAGUGCUACUCCUUCGCCUUGAAAGAGAUAACAUAGCCGGCUUGACCACUUACAAGGUUAAUCCUUAACUUGUGCUUGGAAACUUGGACGUUAGGGUUCCCCCAGUCCUCCAACUUAAAAAAUUGUCUCCUCUGCCCAAACUGUACAAACAGACUGACUUACAGUCAGCCUGCUUUCCUUGCUUUCCUUCUAGGAGUCUGAAGUGUCAGUUGGAGUCAGGCAGAGACUAGGACCAUUUCCCAGAUACAACUCACGACUACAUCUGUUUCUAAGGAGCUUUAACAAGCAGCAAUUCUCUUGUGCUGUAUCAACGUUGUGUCAUCCUGCUACCCAGGAGAGAAUUACUUGAAUCUUGCACUUCAUUUCCUAAAAUUAAAUAAUUUCAGCCCUAACUACUGUUUUAUUUUGUAGAACUUUCCCUGUUUGGGGGGGUGAUAGGGGUUGUUUGGGGGCCAUACUCAGCAGUGCUCAGGGCAUACUCCUUACUCCUGUGAUGACAGGGAUCGGACCCAGGUGAGCACAUGGAAGGCAAGCACCUUCCCCACUAUACUGUCACUCGGGCCCCUGGAAUAUCUAGUACAUCCUGAUACUGUGAUAAAUAGCUUUGAAUAGUGGACCACCGAGCUAUGUCGUGAUUAUGAACAAAUCAGAGAACCAGGGUCAUCUUUGGAACCCUUGGUUCUGUCAGCAUCAUAAGCAAUUAAUGUCCCUGCAAGGUUUUUUGGUCUGUAAAGUAACACUGUAAACCCAGAAAGGUAUAAGGAUUAAAUAAACCUUAAAACUUAGAGCUGUGAGGUGGAAGAAUCACCAUCCAGUAAGUCUGAUGUGAAAAAAAUGAUAGACAUAAUUUAUCAUGGAUUUAGACAGGAAACUGGAGGCAAGACAGUGGGUAGAUCUAAAGCUGAAAUUGCAUCUUGCUAAUUUCAAGAUCCCCAAUUGUUAGUUAUGGUAUCCUUUCUAAUGUAAGUAGUUAGAAAAAGGGCCGAGGACAUAGAGCAUCAUGCACUACAUAACGGUUGGAAAAACUUUUAAGAUUUAACCUAGCUUUGCAGAGAUUAACCAGCACAAAUCCCAAAUAAACUUGAGCCAGUGUGAUUUAGUCUAUUCUAGUACAUCACUAAUUUCUUUAUACCUAUUAUUAUUUUUCACAAAAACUUUAUUUUUCUUCCUAAAACUGCUCCAUGCCAUGUACUCAGUGACAUGGAAAAUAACUGAGCAGCCAGCAGCCGCUGAGUGCCUCAGCCUGGGAAAGUCCUGCAUCAUUUUAAAAGCAACAUGAGCCUUCUAAACAAUUCCUGCAUGUACAAUGGAAAGGAGAAGGCAAAAAGCUAAUGGAAAACUAAGUGAGACCACAUAAUAAUUUGCUUUUGCUGCAUCUGUUGAGCUUAGAGGCAUUUCCAAACACAAAUCUAAACAGGAUGCUGUUCUCUGAGCAGCCAAGAGAAAGGUCUGUGUGGAGAAGGGGAAAAGCGCUUCGGGCAAGACUGAAUUCUAUAAAGCACAGAGAUAGAGGAAGGAGAAAAUAACUCCCAGCAUAACCAUUUCCAGGGCCAAAGGGAAUAAAUAGGUCAGAGGAUCAAAAAUGUUGAACUUCUUUAAACAAAAACAAGACUCAUUUUCCAGAGGAAGGUGAGUAGAAUUUAGACAUGCAUUUAGAGAUCCCCUUUAAGUGAACAUGAAGAGCAACUUUUCGUUUAGAGUGGUAAUCACUAAGUACAUGUAAUUUGAUGGAAAAUGUGAUGCUUUGUUACAUUUAAAGGAUAGACCUAGAAAAACGCAACCUCUAGUAUGUUUUUAAUUUUUAUUUUAUUCUCUUGGACUGGAGCAAUAGCACAGCAGGUAGGGCGUUUGCCUUGCAUGUGGCUGACCCGGGUUCGAUUCCUCUGUCCCUCUCUGAGAGCCCAAUAAGCUACCAAGAGUAUCCCAUCCGCACGGCAGAGCCUGGCAAGCUACUGGUGGUGUAUUCGAUAUGCCAAAAACAGUAACAAGUCUCACAAUGGAGACAUUACUGGUGCCUGCUUGCGCAGAUCGAUGAACUAAAGGGACGACAAUGCUACAGUGCGAUGUUAUUAUUUGUUUGGGGACCACACCCCAUGGUGCUUAGGGCUUACUCGUGGUUCUCUGAUCAAGGAAUAUUUCUAGCAGGCUUAAGGGACUGCAUGAUGUGUCAGGAUCCAACUCAGGUCAGCUGUGUACAGGCAAAAUGCCCUGCAUGCUGUAUUCUUUCCAGCCCUAGUAUGUUUUUAAGGAAAUUUUUCCCAUUGGACUUACUGAGAGAGAAACUCCUACUGAAAAAGCUCAGAUGUCAGCUUCUUGGUGAACACUUUUCAUAUUUAUAUUCAUCUCUUUCAUAGAUGUGUCUGGGUCCUCUGUUCUGAAGCUCCCACCUGUUUUGACAGAACUUAAUACUUCGAAAUUAUCCGUUUAUAUCCAGGCUCUCUCUCAAAGAACAUUGAAAUCAGGAGCUUGGACACUUCAUCCUUUGCUUCUUCUUCCUCCCCUCACCUACCCUCAGUGCUGAUCUUACCUUGAGUUCAGCUUUUGUGCUCUGCUCAUGCUCUAUUGUUCUUUUCGACAGUUUUAUAAAUAAAAUGUAUACAUUCAUUCCUUUUUAUGGGGGGGACUCCCACACGGUGCCUGGGGGGUCUAGUGUCAUAAUGGUCACGUGGCAGGCUUUCUCCUUAGAACUCAGCCUUGUCCCCCAUAUUUCCCCCCUAUAUUCCACACAGAUCUUUCUGUUGGCUGCUCAGAGCAUGGCACACUGUUUUUUGGUGUUCAGAAGUGCCUCUGAAACUAACCACAAGUGUGUGGGGGGCGGUGGGUAGGUAAGAUCGAGAAGAGACUAAUAGGGAUUUAUCACACUGCACAAUAUCUGAGGGUUAAAAGUAGGUAAGGGAUAUUCUUGAUAAUCUUCCGUUAUCAAUAUUGCAAACAGUGCCCAAAAGAAGAGAGAGGGAGGGAGAGAGAGAAAGAGAGAGAAAGAAGAAAAGCACCUGCCACGUGCCAUGGAGACAGGGAAGGAAGGGUUUGGGAGUCGUGGGAAUGACGGGAGGGAACCUGGGGACACUGGUGCUGGGAAAUGUACACUGGAAGAGGGGAAGGAUGGGUGUUGGAAUACUGUAUGACUGAAAUCCUGUCAUGAUCAGCUUUGUAAGGAUCUAUCUCAACAGUGAUUCAAUAAAAAAAAAACUUUAAAAAAAAAAGUGCCUCUGAGCUCUCAGAUCCUAGGCCUGCUUAUGCAGACCUGAUGGUUCAGUAUCCCAUUUUGCUCCGAGGAAUUACUUGAACCCAGCGGUGCUGGCACCACCAGCUAUGCCCUCUGAUGCUACAGGGCUAUACCCAACCAUGUGAGGCCAGGGAUCAAAUCUGGGAUCUAGCACCAGGCCUUUG